AUGGAGAGAAAUGCAUCUUCACCACUCAGCACGACCUCUCUCCCGACUCAGCUACCCCUCAAUACCACAGGUGACAGAAAUGCAACAGUAAAACCCUUUAGUGUGUUUGAUGGUUGUGAUCAUCAGGUAGAGGGAAUUCUCUUUGACCUGACCGUGCAGUCCAUCAAUGUAAUCGUGGGACUCCCAGCCAACGUCCUUGUCCUUGCAGUCCUCAUCCGCAAUCGCAAAGAACCCUCCACUUCAGACAUAUUCCUGGGCUGCCUGGCCUUCAUGGAUGCCUACUUUAGUGUCAUGCCCCCUAUAAUCUUCCUUAACCUUUACCACUGGCAAAGCAAAGCGGUGUGGUCCUCCAUUAAGUUUUCCUACGGUGUGAAAGACACCAGCGGCCCAUUGUUUCUCGCCUGUAUCUGCCUGGAUCGCUUUGUGGCUGUGCUCUUUCCGAUUCUGUUUGGGCAGCUUAAACACAUUAAAUACAGGGUAAGCCUCUCAGUGCUGGUACUCUGCCUCACCUUUGCCUAUUCAGCCGCCAAGACUGUGGGAGGUCUCCCCAACUUUGAGAAGGUGUUCACUGGUGAGAUCCUGGCGACAUUUACUUGGAUGGUUGUAUGUAACAUAAGCAUCCUGUGGACCCUGAAGAGGUCCCGUGGUGCAGGGAAAGAUGAGAUGCACCCCAUGAAGAAGAAGGCCUUUAAGAUGGUGCUCUCUAUCCUUUGUAUCAUUGUGUUUAACUACCUGCCGCCUGUCGCGCUGUUCCCUUUUGAAGACUACUACUCCCCUGAUGUGUUUCGCUGCUACGUGCAGCCCGUGGGAUUUGCCUUCCUCAACAUCAGCAGCACCAUCCAGCCACUUGUUUACCUGUCUCGUCUGGAAAAGGUGCCUUUCCUCUCAGACACCUGCGUCAAGAAGUGCUGCUCCUGUGUCUCUGCAGAAAAUAACAAAACUCCACCUGUACAAAACCAAAAUGCUUGA
Toxotes jaculatrix (banded archerfish) is the source of this 969-nucleotide messenger RNA. Its product is annotated as G-protein coupled receptor 183-like. The record is from RefSeq and is a predicted model, not a curated record. Gene Ontology annotation, molecular function: G protein-coupled receptor activity. The transcript has a single exon. Gene Ontology annotation, biological process: positive regulation of Rho protein signal transduction; phospholipase C-activating G protein-coupled receptor signaling pathway. Gene Ontology annotation, cellular component: membrane. Bases 1 to 969 code for a protein of 322 amino acids. Lineage: Eukaryota; Metazoa; Chordata; Actinopteri; Toxotidae.